Messenger RNA from Ziziphus jujuba (common jujube), 2111 nucleotides. Its product is annotated as polygalacturonase At1g48100. Gene Ontology annotation, molecular function: polygalacturonase activity. The transcript has 7 exons. NCBI's taxonomy places the organism in Eukaryota, Viridiplantae, Streptophyta, Magnoliopsida, Rosales, Rhamnaceae. The record is from RefSeq and is a predicted model, not a curated record. The coding region runs from base 201 to 1802 and encodes 533 amino acids. Gene Ontology annotation, biological process: carbohydrate metabolic process.
UGCUAUAUGUCUGCACAGUCUUAUAAGGCUUUGGAGUUCUCUCCCUAUUUAAACCACCAACCAUCUCUUCUCUUGGCUAUCUUCAAUACCAUUUUCUCUCUCUCUCUCUCUCUCCCUUUCUCUGUUUUCUGUUUCUGUCUCUGUUUCUCUCUCUCUCUCUCUGCCUCUCUGCCUCUCUUUACCAUCCACAUUACAAUAAAAUGAUAGGGUUUAGUUUUAGAAGCCUCACAUUCACGUUUUUAUUUGCAUUUCUUAUAUGGUCAUCAAAUUUUGAAGCUUUCAUUGCUAGAAGAGGAAGACAUUGGAGGCCAAGCAGAGGAGGUACUUCAAGUUCUCUGUAUAAGAAUAAGGGAAAGUACAAUCAUGGACAUAAUAAUAAUAAUAAUCAUAAUCAUCACCAUGGUAGCAGUGGAUCAAAAACAAAACCAAAAUCACCACCAUCUCAUAAAGUCGUUGUAGCUCCACCACCACCUUUGACUCCAAAACCAAAAGAAGCUACUCCUCCAAGUCCUCCACGGAAAGGUAACAAUAAUGGUGGACAUUCUGUCACUUUUAAUGUACUGAAUUUUGGCGCUAAAGGAGAUGGAAGUACAGACGACACCAAGGCAUUCCAAGAUGCAUGGGCAGCUGCUUGUAAGGUCGAGGCAUCGACGCUCAUUGUUCCAUCAGGUUCCCAAUUCCUUGUGGGUCCCAUUUCAUUCUCUGGCCCAUAUUGUGCAGCCAAUAUCCUGUUUCAGUUGGAUGGCACAAUUAUAGCACCAACAGACUCCAAGGCAUGGGGUAAAGGUCUAUUGCAAUGGCUGGAAUUCACAAAGCUAAGGGGGAUAACAAUUCAGGGAAAUGGUGUCAUUGAUGGAAGAGGCUCAGUCUGGUGGCAAGACUAUCCUUAUGAGGAUCCCGACGAUGAAUCGAAACUCAUUGUCCCAUUAAACAGCACAGCGCAACAAAAUCCACCAAUGCCGCCGAUAAGAAGCUCCCUCAGUGGGAAAAUGCCAAGCAUCAAGCCAACGGCACUGCGGUUUUAUGGGAGUUUUAAUGUGACGGUCACAGGCAUAACAAUCCAGAGCAGUCCCCAAUUCCACCUCAAGUUCGAUAACUGCAUAGGUGUUUUGGUCCAUGAUAUUAGCGUCUCAUCCCCUGGGGAUAGUCCAAAUACUGAUGGGAUUCACCUACAGAACUCCAAAGAUGUGCUCAUUCACAGCACUACUCUGGCUUGCGGAGAUGAUUGUAUUUCAAUACAAACUGGAUGCUCGAAUGUAUACAUACACAACGUGAACUGUGGGCCAGGGCAUGGAAUCAGCAUUGGAAGUCUAGGGAGGUACAACACCAAAGCCUGUGUCUCUAACAUCACCGUCCGAGACGUAGUGAUGCACAACACAAUGAAUGGUGUCAGAAUCAAGACAUGGCAGGGUGGAUCAGGCUCUGUGCAGGGAGUGCUGUUCUCAAACAUCCAAGUUUCUGAAGUUCAACUUCCAAUUGUGAUUGAUCAGUUCUACUGUGAUAAAAGCACAUGCACGAAUCAAACAACGGCAGUGGCUCUAUCAGAUAUCAACUAUGAGAGAAUAAGAGGGACUUACACAGUAAAACCUGUUCACUUUGCCUGUAGCGAUAGCCUACCAUGUGUAGACGUGACACUAAACGCCAUACAGCUGAAACCACUGCAAGAACGCUAUCACAUGUAUGAUCCAUUCUGCUGGCAGACUUUUGGAGAGUUGAGGUCACCUACUGUUCCACCAAUCGAGUGUUUACAGAUUGGCAAACCAUCCAACAACCGGGUUCAGUCCGAUCACGACGCAUGUUAAUUCUAUACCAUGUGUUUGAUGGUGUAUUCACUUGCGUGGUCGGCAUGAUUUUCCGACCCCUUUCACACCAUUAACUGGUUCAUAAAUGCCUGUAUAUUUUGGCAGUACUAGAUUAUAGGAAAUUUUCAUUUUUUUAGAAAGAUUACAUUGUCUGUGAUUUGUGAGAGAGUAUACAGCAUUGCUUUUAAGUAUCUGGAAUUCUAUAGUAAUGUAUAAGCCAGCAUUCAUUGUUAUGGCAGAUUGCCCGAGUGAGAGAAUAGUAUACAAGUGUUUGCAUUUAGAUGUGCAAUAAAAAUAUCUACAUCUAAA